AUGCCAUCACAAUCAGAGAACCCAUUCGAUCCUCCUCAACCACUAGACUCCAACCCAUUCGAGUCAACCGCCGAUUUACACUCAGAAAACCCUUUCAUACAUUCUAACGAUUCCGCUUUCUCCCUCGACUCGCAAGAUACAGCUAGGGGAUUAGGACAGAGUUCUAAACCUACUGCUGCUCCUACGACUUCAGGAGUAGGAUAUGGUCUACCUAGCUUUGGUUUAGGACAAAAGACUGCAGAACAGAGAAAAGCGGAUUUGGAUGCUUAUGAGGCUCAAUUGAGAGAGAGGGAGGCUGCUAUCGGUCAAAGGGAGAGGGAAGUUGGGGUUUAUAGGAAUAAUUGGCCUCCUUUCUUUCCUUUCCUUCAUCAUGACAUCACAACCAUGCCUACAGAACAUCAGACCGUCGGAAAGUUAUUAUACGCACAAUGGUUAGAACUUAUCGUAACGCUUGUGAUCAAUCUCGUAGGGUGUAUCUUACUUUUGAUUUCUGGGAGUUUAGAAGGAGGGGCGGACGUAGGUGCCGCAGGUGGUUAUUUACCAGUCAUUGGUGUUCUCUCUUUCAUUCUAUGGUAUAGACCAAUAUAUCUUGGUUUCCUCAAAGUGGAAGGUAAAGCAAUGGCUUUCUUUUUUUAUAUUUAUUUCGUUUUCCAAGGUUUUAACCUCCUCUACGCGCUUUACAUGCUAAUCGGUAUCCCAUCUACCGGAUCAGCGGGACUGAUCAACACUAUAGCCAUGUUUGCAGGAGGUCAUAUAGUCGCUGGGGUCUUUGGAGUUUUAUCAUCAGUCGGAUGGGGUUUACAAGUUGUUGGUGGGGGUGUCUUAUAUAAACGAGUAUGGGAUUACAAGAAUGGGAAUGGUGAAAUCAACUUUUCGGCGGCUUCAGACACUUUCAAAGGUGCUACACUCACCGCACUCCUUUUCCAAGGUCGACUGGGCAAAUGAACGAAUGUGUAUGAAAAGUACGAAAUAUUAUGCAUCAUUUCAUCUAGACUC
Messenger RNA from Tremella mesenterica DSM 1558, 996 nucleotides. RefSeq lists its product as uncharacterized. The transcript is spliced from 8 exons. Gene Ontology annotation, biological process: protein transport. NCBI's taxonomy places the organism in Eukaryota, Fungi, Basidiomycota, Tremellomycetes, Tremellales, Tremellaceae. Gene Ontology annotation, cellular component: trans-Golgi network membrane; recycling endosome membrane. The coding region runs from base 1 to 945 and encodes 314 amino acids. The record is from RefSeq and is a predicted model, not a curated record.